Messenger RNA from Telopea speciosissima, 1083 nucleotides. RefSeq lists its product as uncharacterized. Bases 1 to 1083 code for a protein of 360 amino acids. The record is from RefSeq and is a predicted model, not a curated record. NCBI's taxonomy places the organism in Eukaryota, Viridiplantae, Streptophyta, Magnoliopsida, Proteales, Proteaceae. The transcript has a single exon.
AUGAGAGCAGAGCUUCCCAAGGGUUUUAAACCCCCUACGUUCGAGGCUUAUGAUGGCAAGGGCGAUCCCAACGACCACAUCAGUUACUUCAAUGCUAUGAUGACAGUCUAUAGUGGGUCCGAUGUAGUAUCCUGCCGAUCUUUCCCCACCUCUCUCAAGGGGCCCACGGCGUUGUGGUUCGCCAAAUUGAAGCCUAACUCGAUCCGAAGCUUCACAGAGUUGGCCAAAGCCUUUGUCAACCGCUUCCAGAGCAAUGUAAAGCAGAAGAAGACCGUAGCCAACUUGUUGGCUGUGAAGCAGCGCUCUGAUGAGUCCAUCAGAGAUUAUAUCACCCGCUUCAAUGCGGAGAGCCUAGAGAUCAAGGACCUGGGCGACACAAUGGCCUUCAACGCCUUGCACAAUGGGGUCACCAACCACGACUUGGUGAAAUCGUUCACGCUGGACCCAGUAACGACCAUGCCGCAGCUACUGGACCGCUACUACCAAUAUGCUAACAUGUUCAAUAUCAUGAAGGCAAGAAAAGCAGUGGACGACAAGGUCCCUGAGAAAAAGAGGGCAAGCGAGAAGGAUGAGAAGAGUAAGGACACCAAGAGAGCAAGGUCAGACAAAGACCAAAGCCCUGACUACACCCUGCUCAACACCACCAGGACCAAAAUCCUGAUGGAAGUAUCUAAUCGAGGGCUGCUGCAACGACCCCGACCAAUGUUCUCAAAGCCGGAGGAUCGGAACCUGAAUAAGUUUUGCGAGUUCCAACAAGAUGUAGGCCAUGACACGAAAGACUGCAGACAGCUGAAGAGGGAAAUAGAGGACGUGAUCCAGAAUGGCCACCUGAGGCGUUACGCCAAGAAGGAGGCAAAAGAUAACCCCCAAGGCCGAGAAGUCCCAAGGAAUGACUGGCGAAGAGAUGAUAGAGCCUGGAGGGGGGAGACCGGGAUCGCCAAGGCGACCAACUUGGUGAUCAUCGAGAAGUCAGGAGAAAUCAAGACUAGGCCAACACGUCCACAGCCCCGACAAUCCUCACCAUCUUGGGAGGACCAGGGCAAGAGUCAACCCGCAAAGCUAAGGCGAAGGAGAGAUUUGUAG